Molecule: messenger RNA, 1056 nt
Organism: Kwoniella botswanensis
Lineage: Eukaryota; Fungi; Basidiomycota; Tremellomycetes; Tremellales; Cryptococcaceae
Exons: 12
Coding region: 1-1056 (351 amino acids)
Biological process (GO): reciprocal meiotic recombination; mismatch repair
Cellular component (GO): nucleus
Molecular function (GO): ATP binding; ATP-dependent DNA damage sensor activity; mismatched DNA binding
Source: RefSeq, a predicted model, not a curated record
AUGUCCUCCUACACCUACCCUGGAUCAGGCAGAUCCAUCCAGUCAAGAUCUCGACGAGGUUCAAGAGCAAGUGGCCGUCCUGCGGGUCCUUCGACUCGCGCAUCAACUUGUGUAGAAGACAUGAACGAAUAUGUGGUCGCGCUGUCACAGAGCAGAGGUAGCGGAACAGAAGUUGGUAUCGCGGUACAUAGCUUGAGUACUGGUUAUGUUGCCGACACCCCUUUCUUUCAGAAAACCCUUCAACACUUAACCCUUCAUCCUCCUUGCACUGUUCUGGUGCCCGAGAACCGCAAUCAAGCUGGAGAGAAUAUACCUUCCGGAACUCAAUUGAUCGAGGAAGUCGAAGAUUCCUUUGAGCUCGAAUGCGUGACCCUUCCCCGGGAAUACUGGAAUCGAGAGAAGGGUUACGAUGAUAUCCUUCGGCUCGCUGUGCGCGAUGAAGUCCAAACUUCAACUCUUAUGGCAACUGAAGAAAAGUACUACGCAUUAUGCGCCAUUUCGGCUCUCUUCAAGUUCCUUGAAGUCCGACAAGGAUUGAAAUACCCCAAAGAAGCGUUAAAAAUUCGAUAUGCAAGCUCAGAAGGCACAAUGUUCAUGGACACCGAUACAGCCAAAAACUUGGAGUUGGUGAAGAACACAUUGACCAACACUACCAAAGACACCCUUUAUGGCAUACUCAACAAAUGCUUCACCCCCAUGGGCUCUCGUCUGUUACGAGGAAACAUCCUUCAACCUAGUAACAUCCAACAUACGAUUGAAGGACGACUGGAUGCCGUGCAAGAUGGUCUCAAGGCACUAGGCAGUACCGAUCUCGAUACAUUAAUACUUCAAGCUUCCCGAAAGAGACAGGGAUCUGUCACAGUAGUGGAGACGGAAGCUCGAAUCUCCAUUCUUCUGCAACUGCAAAAGUAUAUCCAAGCUACGAAAAGUAUACAAGAAGAAAUGACUUUGGGGAAGUGCAGAAUGCUCGUUGAGAUCCAGAAGGUAAGCAAAGGGGUGAAUAGCCAUACCGCUGAUUCGUUAGGAAAUGUCCGAUCCGAUGCUCUCGGAAAUUGA